This is a messenger RNA of Fragaria vesca subsp. vesca, 3151 nucleotides long. Its product is annotated as probable leucine-rich repeat receptor-like protein kinase At1g35710-like. NCBI's taxonomy places the organism in Eukaryota, Viridiplantae, Streptophyta, Magnoliopsida, Rosales, Rosaceae. The transcript has a single exon. The coding region runs from base 1 to 3126 and encodes 1041 amino acids. The record is from RefSeq and is a predicted model, not a curated record. Gene Ontology annotation, molecular function: protein binding.
AUGACAACUUUGUUCUUCCAUUUGCUCCUUUUCUUGAUCACUCCCUGUGUUACUAACCUCAUCCCUGCUGUACACAGCAAGUGUAUUGAAGCCCAGAAACAAUCAUUGCUUAGUUUCAAGAAAAGUCUUGUAUUUGAUUCUUCUUCUUCCUCCAAGCUCAUAACUUGGAAUUCCAGCACCGAGUGCUGUUCAUGGCUCGGUGUAACUUGCAGCACUAAUGGGAGUGUUGUUGGACUUGACAUCAGCAGCGAGUCUAUCUCAUGCAACAUUGACGAUUCCAGCAGUCUGUUCCAACUUGAACAUCUUCAGAGCCUCAAUUUAGCCUAUAACGACUUCAAUGGCUCUUCAAUACCUUCUGCAAUUGGGAAGCUUGCAAGUUUAAGGUAUCUAAAUUUAACAUAUGCCUUCUAUUCUGGGCAGAUUCCCAUUGAGGUUGCACACUUGACAAGGUUGACGGUUCUUGAUCUCUCUAGUAAUUACCUGAAUGGGGAGUUAAAACUUGAGAACCCGAAUUUAGGCUUGCUAAUCCAGAACCUUACAGAGCUUACAGAGUUACAUCUUGAUUAUCUAAACCUAUCAGCUGAAGGAUCUCUAUGGAGCCAAACCAUAUCAUCUUCGCUUCCAAAGCUGAGUGUGUUGACCUUGUCCUAUUGUGAUCUUUCAGGCCCUAUUCAUGAAUCAUUUGCCAGGCUUCAUUCUCUAUCCAUGUUAAUAUUGGAUAAAAACUACAUCUCUGCUCCAGUUCCAAAAUUCUUUGCAAAUUUUUCUAGUUUGGUUUCCUUGAGUCUCUCUAACUGUAACUUGCAUGGAGCAUUUCCCAAAGAGUUACUCCAGAUACCUACACUACAGUCGGUUGACCUGUCAACUAAUUCAGAGCUCCAGGGUUCCUUACCAGAGUUUCCAAAGAACGGAUCUCUCGAAUCCCUAGUCCUAAGUGGGACUAAAUUUUCAGGAGUCUUGCCGGACUCUAUGGGCAACCUUGAAAAGCUGUCCAAAUUAGAUCUUUCAGAUUGCAAUUUCACAGGGGUAGUUCCAAAGUCACUGGAAAACCUAACACAAUUGGGGUUUUUGGCCUUGUCAUCCAACAAGUUUUCUAGUCCGAUUAAUUCUAUCCAAUGGGACAAACUCAUCAAGCUUGAGCUUCUCGACUUAGCCAACAAUCUACUCUAUGGGAGUAUUCCAGUGUCUCCCUUUUUCAUUCCUUUGCUGCAGAGGUUAGUACUUUCUGGAAAUAACUUCUCUGGUCAGUUGCUUGAAUUUUCUAAUGUCUCUUCGUACUUGUUGUACGAACUUGAUUUGAGUAGCAACAAUUUGGAAGGAUCAAUACCUGUAUCCAUCUUUAAUCUUCCAGGGCUUCAGGAGUUUCGUCUUUCUUCAAACAACUUGAGUGGUUUUCCUUUUUAUGGCCUUCAAGAGUCGAGAAAUCUUUCGUUUCUUGAUCUAUCCCACAAUAGCCUGUUGUUCAAUGAUAACGGUACCAAGUCAUCGCACCCCUCCCUCCUUCAGAUUAACAACUUGAUAUUGGCUUCUAACAAGUUGAAAACAUUCCCAAAAUUCUUGAAAGAUCAAUCUAGUUUAGCCUACUUGGACCUCUCAGACAACCAGAUUUCAGGUCAAAUACCCAAUUGGAUUUGGGGGCUUCCUCUCAAUACUCUAAAUCUCUGUUGUAACAAGUUGGUAAGUCUAGAAGCUCCUUUACUUAGUUCUACUUACAAUGUGUUGAAUAUUGAUCUUCACUCAAACCAGCUUCAGGGACAGAUCCCAUUGUUUGUAAGUGGUAAUUAUUUGGAUUACUCAAGAAAUAACUUCAGCUCUAGUAUACCAACUGACAUUGGUGAUUUCAUUUCUUCCACGGCCUACCUUUCCCUUUCAAGCAAUAACUUGUAUGGAGAAAUUCCAAACUCAAUAUGCAAUGCAAGUGGUCUAGUUCUUGAUCUCUCUAAUAACUCUUUGAGUGGAAUCAUUCCCCAAUGCUUGACUCAGAUAUCUUCACUUUCUGUCCUUGAUAUGAGGAGAAACAAUCUUAUUGGAUCUAUCCCCGAUACAUUUAGUGAGGGAUGUAAUUUGAAAACUCUAGCUAUAAGCAGAAAUCAGAUAAUAGGUCAGUUUCCAAAAUCUCUAGCCAAUUGUUCAAACCUAGAGGUUUUAGACCUUGGACUCAAUCAAAUAACAGACACCUUUCCCUGCCCAUUGAAGACCUUAUCCACCUUGCAUGUCCUUCUGUUGCGAUCCAACAAAUUUUAUGGAACCAUUGGAUGUCCCGAGACAAAUGGCACCUGGCCGAAGCUUCAAAUCAUAGACUUGGCUCAUAACAGUUUCAAUGGUGAAAUACCAGGUUCGUCAUUGGCAACAUGGCAGGCAAUGAUGGUCAAUGAAGAUGACACCCAAAUUGACCUUGGAUAUUCGUUCAAUGGAGGUAGUCGAAGUGGGCUCUUUAUUGAUUAUGUUGAUGCAGUAACAACUACAAGCAAAGGUCAGGAGAUGGAUAUAAUAAAGAUUUUAACAAUCUUCACUUCGAUUGACUUCUCUGCUAACAAGUUCAAUGGAACAAUACCUAAGGAAAUAGGCCAACUCAGAUCACUGUAUGUCCUCAAUCUGUCCAGUAAUGCUUUCACAGGCGAAAUCCCAUCAUCCUUUGGUAACAUAAGAACCCUCGAGUCCUUAGACCUCUCACAGAACCACCUGAGCGGCCAAAUUCCACAGCAGCUUGCGAAUCUCACUUUUCUUUCGUAUUUGAAUGUCUCAAAUAAUCAACUGACAGGAAGGAUCCCAACAAGCACUCAGUUUUCGACAUUUCCAAACACCUCCUUCCAGGGUAACAAAGGAUUAUGGGGGCCUCCUCUGACAGAAGAUAUACCAGCCGUAUCGCCACCGCCUACAUUAGCUGGAAGCUCAAGUAAUCAGAAACCUGGAGAUGACAUUGACUGGGAUAUUAUCAGUGUUGAAAUUGGAUUUACAUGUGGAUUUGGUAUUGUCAUCGGAUCGCUUUUGUUUUGCAAAAGAUGGAGGGAAUGGUAUUACAGAGCUAUGUGUAACAUCCUGUUCAAGAUAUUCCCUCAGCUGGCACAAAGAUUUGGUAAUAUUCAAAGGCUUGUUUACAUAAAUGGAAGGUACCGAAGACGAUGAAAUGGUAAGGUUAACCAAGCAUGAA